Molecule: messenger RNA, 1073 nt
Organism: Paralichthys olivaceus (Japanese flounder)
Lineage: Eukaryota; Metazoa; Chordata; Actinopteri; Pleuronectiformes; Paralichthyidae
Gene: ggcta
Product: gamma-glutamylcyclotransferase a
Molecular function (GO): gamma-glutamylcyclotransferase activity
Source: RefSeq, a predicted model, not a curated record
UGGUUUGGUCGAGUGGCCGCUGGGAGUUGUAGUCCUGUAGACAUGAACCUGCACCGAUGAGCACAGACAUAUGUCCACUGACGGUGCUUCACACAUCCUGUCUGUCCUCCUUUGUCCGCGGACACCUGGCUGAGCAGAGACACACCAACAUGGCCGCUCUCGAUCAGUUCAUGUAUUUCGCCUUCGGGAGCAACCUGUUGAGGCAGAGGCUGCAGCUGUCGAACCCCUCUGCCAUGUUCUGCUGCACCGCUCGACUCAAGGACUACAAGUUGAGCUUUGGCCUGUGGAAGAAACACGUGGAGAACUCUUGGCACGGCGGAGUGGCCACCAUCCAGUUCUGUCCAGGCGCUGAAGUGUGGGGGGUGGUUUGGGCUUUGAACAAUGAAAACCUCACAAGCCUCGACAACCAGGAAGGAGUGAGGGAGGGGAUUUACUCGCCACUCGAGGUUUCCGUGGAAACAGACGAAGGGCUGAUGCUCUGCAGGACAUACCAGAUGAAAUCUUUCCACGCCUGCCCCCCCUCUCCUCAGUACAAACAGGUGGUGUGUCUGGGUGCGGAGGAGAACGGCCUCCCAGAGGAGUACAGGAAGAGGCUGGAGGUGAUUCAAACCAACAACUAUAGUGGCCCCUCUAUCCUCGAUCAAAUCAGAACACCUGUCAAAUAAAAAUUUACAAGUUUAAAAAAGAGCUAAUGAUAGGACCUUGUGAUUUCACUUUACAGCAAUUUCUAGGGCUUUCAUUCAUAUCAUAUUCAUCAAGACGUAUGUAAAGUUCAAAUGAAAUAAUAAGGGGACGAUGAAGUCUGGAGACAGAUCUAGUAAGUGGAGCUGGAUUUUAGAUUUUUUUGUCAAACUACUAUUUUAGGUCAAGACCAACUGGCAGCACUGUGGCCAGACGAUAAUAAUGCAUGCUGUCAAUAAUGAGACAUUUGGCUGGACCCUCAUGUUCUUACUUUCUGAGAUGUACAGAGACACACGUAUUUGAUUUUAGAGCUGAGAUAAUGGGUGAGUGAACUGUAUGAAACUGUAUGAAGCAUAUGUGUUUCUCAGGGGAAUAUUAAACACUAAAAACAC